CCGAACGAAAAAGUUCAGAGACUUUCUGCAUCUGCUGCAGCUCCGCUCAUCCGCUGCAAUGUUUGUCACAUGUCAUGUCACUGUCAUGUUAUGUUUUGAAAAGAGCUCACGCCUCACAUCACACUCUCAACAAUAAUACAAUUGCUGUAAAUUAAAAAUAAAGUAAACAAUACCAAAAUGAAUUUUGGUGGUACUUUAAGAGUGAAUAAAUUCGCAUGUUUUACAUUAGGAUUUAUACUAUUUUUAAUAAUUUAUUGGCGGACUGGUAACGCUGGUUUUCCUAUGGAGAAAACCGACCUUAUUAAUUUAAAGAGUUUAUUAAAAGCGGCUGUUGUGGCCGCUGAGCGGGGUGGUAAGAAGGUGAUGGAUGGGAAGAGCCAUGAAUUAAAUGUUAAAAGCAAAGGUAAAACGCUGGAAGGGGCGAACGACCCGGUUACCGAUGCAGAUUACGCUUCGCAUUGCUUAAUGUACUAUAGUUUGAAGAACACGUUCCCGAAGCUGACGGUGGUUUCCGAGGAGCACACAAAGAGUGGGACGAGCUGUGAGGACCAGCCUGCGAUUGAUAUCGAACAGACUCUGCCAGGGAACAGUAUAGUGGAGUACAUGAAUGAUGAGCUGGUAUAUGUGAAGGAUGUCAGUGUGUGGAUCGACCCCUUGGACGCCACGAAGGAGUACACAGAGGGUUUGUACGAGUAUGUGACAACCAUGGUGUGUGUGGCUCUGAAGGGGGUGCCUAUUAUAGGGGUCAUACACUACCCCUUCAUUCCUAAAACUUACUGGGGCUGGUAUACCAAGAAGCCAUCAACCAACAUGCCCAAAGCGACCCAUAAAGAGGAGAACAAAGAGCAUCCUCGAGUGGUGGUCUCCCGCUCACACCCCGGCAAGGUGUCGGAGCUAGCGAUGUCAGCGUAUGGGCCGAAGACCACGGUCUCGUCAGCCGCGGGCGCCGGCUACAAGGUGAUGGAAGUCGUCAACGGUACAUAUGACGUGUACCUUCACGCCACAGCUAUUAAGAAGUGGGACUUGUGCGCUGGCGACGCCAUCAUUAAGACUGUCCGAGGUAAGAUGACGACGAUCAAAGGCGAGAACAUCGAUUACUCAGCUGACAGUGAUGUGAAGGUCUCAGGAGGUAUCCUUGUGACCAGGUUCGACCAUCAGUACUAUGUGGACAAGUUACAAGUUGUGUUGUUAAUCUAGCAACAGAAGGUUGUUGGGAUGUGGUUAUCAAAGAUGUAGUGCUAAGCUCGACUGGGUAUAAAAGUAUUUAUUUUUAUUGUGUCUAGUCUUGUGGCACAUACUUAGUACUCAUCAUACUAGUUUAUAGAUGACUCACUUGAAAGUUUCCAGUGAAGUUUAAUUUAUUAAUGUUUUAUCAAAUUUUGGAGUAAUUAAUGACUAAGCUGAUAUAGAAAAACAAAAUUGUGGGCUUGGGCUGUGAAAUUAAUGAUGGAUUAAAAAAUAAAGGUUGUAACUAAAAUGUAAUGAUACGACAAAAAUAAAUGCCUUCUAUAGCACCUUAAUUAAAAUUAAAAACUUAAAUUCCUUUCCAUUCCUGCAUUUUAGAAUACCUACUUACACCUAACAUUUAAUAAGUUUGCAAGUUUUUUUUUUCUAUUUAUGUAUUAAUAUAAGUUUUUAAACCUGUCACAAAUUCAAACAACUUUAUGGCAAAUCUGACUACAAUUAUCAGUAAACUUUUUAUUCCUCGGUUUGCUGUUAAGUAUUUGCGCGGGAAAUUAGGGACAACAUAACCUAGUAGAUCUGUAAAAUAUAUUUUUAUGUAAAUCCGAUUUGUACAAAUGUUUGUUGUUAAGUAAUUAAGUGAGAGACUUAAAAUGUUUAACUUAUUUAUUUGUACUCAUUAUAACGAAAUAAUAUUAAUUAAUUAUUUAAAUAAAUUAGCUAGUACUUAACAUAAGUAUGUUGUGCAAUUUACGAAACUCGAAUCAUGUGAAUCAAAUUCAUUUUUGGAAAUAGUGGUUGUUUAUAGAAUUAUGUUUAUUGAAGUCUUCUUUUGAAUGUUUAUUUUAAUUGUGGCUGAGUCAACAAUUUACAAUAAUAUAUGACUCCAUUAUUGUAAAGAAUAGACCAAUGGUUCGACAGGGAUGUGGAAUAAAAAUGCUAGGUAUUUGUUUUGCUUUUGUAUUGUCUUUAAAAUUAUGGGAUGAUGUCAAUUGAUUAAAAUAUUAUUGCAUGAUACCUACGUAUCUAAAAUGUUUCAAGUUUUAGAGACCUAACCAAUGGAUUGAUUUUGUGUAAUAUACUUGUGGGAUCCUAAAUCUAUGCAAAGGUACCAUAGGCCAGGUUAGGCUCCUUGACCUGUCUCAAUUAUUAUUUAUUUUAGUGUAUAAGUAUAUUCUGUCAUUAUUUGUGUUUUGUGUCAUAAUAUUACUUAUUUUCGUGUUUUGUCUUUAAAUGGGUUUAAUCAACUGCAAUAUUCUUCAAACUUUUUCAAUUUAUUUUAAAAAUUAAAUUAUUUUCAUAUUAAAUGACAUUUGUUGUGCCUCACACAUCAAUAUAGUGUGCAAUAAUUUAUAGGUAAAUGGAAUAAAAUUACGAAAACAUGUUUAA
Messenger RNA from Helicoverpa zea (corn earworm), 2571 nucleotides. Its product is annotated as putative inositol monophosphatase 3. Gene Ontology annotation, molecular function: 3'-nucleotidase activity. Bases 178 to 1197 code for a protein of 339 amino acids. The record is from RefSeq and is a predicted model, not a curated record. Gene Ontology annotation, cellular component: endomembrane system. Lineage: Eukaryota; Metazoa; Arthropoda; Insecta; Lepidoptera; Noctuidae. The transcript has 3 exons.